This is a messenger RNA of Dentiscutata erythropus, 968 nucleotides long. NCBI's taxonomy places the organism in Eukaryota, Fungi, Glomeromycota, Glomeromycetes, Diversisporales, Gigasporaceae. The record is from the annotation of a GenBank genome assembly.
GAAAGACCAUCGAGAUAGAUUACUCUAGUCACCCAUCAGACGAUGAAGAUGAUUUGGCAAAAAAGCGCGCAUACCGGGCUAUAGAAAAACGUGCCCGAGAAAAGGUUUGUGAAUUUAUUAAUAUCAAGGCUAGUGUUUUGGCUUAUAAAAAGAAGGAACUUGAAGAUGAAUACCUAUCGUUAAUCGAGAAGACACAUCCAGCAUAUGUGGAAACCAUAGGGAGAUUGGAUGAAGAGCAUCAAAAAAUGCAGCAGCUUCUUGAAAACAAUCGUUUACUAGAGAUUCAACAAAGUCAAAAUUUGUAUGAAUCACAAGUUUCGCAAAUACGUCACGUAGCUUUGCAUGAAAGACGCAUUGCAAGAGAAGCUAUUUUACAUGAUAUAGAAGUCAGGAAAUAUAAAUUAAUAAAGGAACAUAAGGACCUUGAUAAAAAAGACCCUAGGGAUCAUAUGAUUGAUUUGGUUGUGAGAGAUGGUCAAACUCAACCGGCAUUAACAAGUGUUGAAAAUAGUCAGCAUCGUAUUUUUCAAAAUGAAACGAAGUUGAAUAAAGAUGAAAUUGAAGAUGAUUUCGUUACCAUGCAGUUGUGUACGCGAACAAAGCCACUAUCAAUUCCAUCACCACAGCCUAAUAACAUUACGGUCGGUAACACGUAUAUCUCAUCAAAAUAUAUAGACUCCGUGCCUCACUCUCGUUCACCCCAGCAUUCUGUCUCCUCAAACAAUACGCGGAACUAUGUAUCAUUAACUAGUUCAACCGCAAAAUGGGUGAGUGUAAAUAGACAGUCGACUUUAGGGCAUUCCACAAACCGGAUUAAUGGGCGACAUUAUAUGACAUCUUCAAAUCGGAUUAAUGGCACACCCUUAGUCACUUCUUCCUCUAUCCGAAUUAGCGGCCCUCCGGCGCAGAGUGCUAUAGUCACCGGAUGGCUUCAGGGUAUUGAAGGAGAACACGAUUCAGAUCGAUAA